AUGGGGGUCCGACGGCGGGCGGAGUUACCACAUCGCUCAUCGCCGCAGGAGCUCUCUUUGCCUGGCCAUGUUUGCAUCGUCACGGGCGCCUCUGGAGGGAUGGGCGCCGAGGUCGCGUGGGGACUGGCCGAGGCUGGGGCGAGCCGGGUGCUGAUGGCCUGCCGCAACCUCGAGCGCUGCGAGCAGGCGCGCGCCAAGAUGUUCUCACGAUGCGUCAGCUCCCUGGAUGGUCCAGGCGCUUCCGUGACGGAGCGGUCGGCUGCCAGCUUCCGUGCAGCCAGGAGGCGACAGUGUCAGGAACUUCAGCGGCGCUUGGAGUGCAAAACCCUGGACUUGACAGACUAUGAGUCUAUCGAAGCCUUCGCAAAGGAUUCUGCAAGCUCGGGUGCGCAGCAGAUUGUGUUGGUCAACAAUGCGGGUGUGAUGGGGGAUGUCGAAGAUUCGGAGAAUACCGGCGACGAGCUCGUGGACAUGCAGAUGCGCACCAAUCACUACGGUCAUUUCCUUCUGGCUAAACUGCUGCUCCCCAGCAUGGACUCAUCAUCUAUCCUCGUGGUAGUUGCCAGUCGGGCGCAUCGACAGGGGUCUUUGACAAUCACAACCCGUGACCCUGGUCUUCUUCUGAGGAGCGAGGAGAUUCAGGGCUCCCCUCCCUACGCUCGUUUGUUGCAUGCCCUUGGGCUGGGGUGGUAUGCGCGCUAUGCUCGGUCGAAGCUCUGCAAUGUCCUCUUUGCCGCAGAGGUGCGCAGAAGAUAUCCUGAUGGACCGAUAAGCGUUGCAGUCUCCCCUGGGCUCGUCAACACCGGAAUUUUUGCAUCUGUGCCGGAGCCUCUGGGGAAGGCAUUGUGCUGGUGUGCGGAGAGGCUGUUUCAGACUCCGCAGGAGGGAGCUGGUCACAUCCUUGCGGCAAUCGCAGCUGCGCGAGCUGCACAGACGCAGUCGGUGCAGUCUGCAAAGGGGGAGGAUAGCUCAGGGCUGCGAGAGCUGCCGCUGUACUGGCAUUGUGGAGAGGCGCAGGAGCCAUCCAAAGCAGCCUUGGAUGCAGGCCUAGCCGAGGCACUUUGGCGUGCCAGUGAAGAGGCCGUGACGAGAUAA
Molecule: messenger RNA, 1095 nt
Organism: Symbiodinium necroappetens
Lineage: Eukaryota; Dinophyceae; Suessiales; Symbiodiniaceae
Source: the annotation of a GenBank genome assembly